This is a messenger RNA of Syngnathoides biaculeatus (alligator pipefish), 655 nucleotides long. It is a transcript of the gene nedd8l, whose product is annotated as NEDD8 ubiquitin like modifier, like. Lineage: Eukaryota; Metazoa; Chordata; Actinopteri; Syngnathiformes; Syngnathidae. Gene Ontology annotation, cellular component: nucleus; cytoplasm. The record is from RefSeq and is a predicted model, not a curated record. The coding region runs from base 142 to 411 and encodes 89 amino acids. The transcript is spliced from 4 exons. Gene Ontology annotation, molecular function: protein tag activity; ubiquitin protein ligase binding. Gene Ontology annotation, biological process: modification-dependent protein catabolic process; regulation of proteolysis; protein neddylation.
UUCCGGGAGGUUGAGAGUGUUACACAGGAAGUAGUCCUGAAUCAUCCCGGCGACCAGUUUCGAAGUACCACUAUACGACACUGUCGAUUUAUUCAUUACAUGUUCACAUAAUUUAAAGUUGUGUCAUAGUCCUCGUUUAAAAUGUUGAUCAAAGUGAAGACGCUGACUGGAAAAGAAAUAGAAAUUGACAUUGAGCCCACAGACAAGGUGGAGCGAAUCAAAGAAAGGGUGGAAGAAAAGGAAGGGAUACCACCUCAACAACAAAGGCUUAUCUACAGCGGAAAACAGAUGAAUGAUGAGAAGACGGCAGCAGACUACAAAAUCCAAGGAGGCUCAGUGCUCCAUCUGGUGUUGGCGUUAAGGGGAGGCAAAGCAUACCACACACCUGAUGUACAACUCCUAGUGUCAUGAAUGACACAUGACAUGAUGCCAGCUGUGUGCCAAUGCUAGAGUUGUCCCGACUGCAUUUGACCCAUGUUACAACAAAACAAGAUCACCUGUUCCACCUUAAAAGAAAAAUGGAAGCUGUGUUCCCUUUGUUAAUGAUUUUUGAAACCCACAUUGGCUUUCUGAGUUUGUGCCAUUCAGACAGGCACUCAUGCAGUUUUAACAAUGCUGUGGUAAUUCAUGCUUGUGAAUAAAUGCUAAAGUUGAA